Messenger RNA from Psammomys obesus (fat sand rat), 1602 nucleotides. RefSeq names its product small ubiquitin like modifier 3 (gene Sumo3). Lineage: Eukaryota; Metazoa; Chordata; Mammalia; Rodentia; Muridae. The record is from RefSeq and is a predicted model, not a curated record. The transcript has 4 exons. Gene Ontology annotation, molecular function: protein tag activity; ubiquitin-like protein ligase binding. Gene Ontology annotation, biological process: protein sumoylation. Bases 114 to 446 code for a protein of 110 amino acids. Gene Ontology annotation, cellular component: nucleus.
AAGCGCGGCCCCGCGACUCUUGCGGCGGGAGAGCGGCGGGGCAGAGAGCGUGACUCGCCUGCUCCAGUGCCAUCGGUUCCCGCUGCGCUUGCCGCCGCCGUCGCCGCGCAAACAUGUCGGAAGAGAAGCCCAAGGAGGGAGUGAAGACAGAGAAUGACCACAUCAACCUGAAAGUGGCGGGGCAGGAUGGCUCAGUGGUGCAGUUCAAGAUCAAGAGGCACACUCCACUGAGCAAGCUGAUGAAGGCCUACUGCGAGAGGCAGGGCUUGUCAAUGAGGCAGAUUCGAUUCCGGUUUGAUGGGCAACCAAUCAACGAAACAGACACUCCAGCCCAGCUGGAGAUGGAAGAUGAGGACACCAUUGAUGUAUUCCAGCAGCAGACGGGAGGAACAGCUUCCCCAGGGAACCGUCCCCACCCCAACCAUUGUCCUGACAUUUGCUAUUGAAUGGUGAACACACAGCCACGCCAAUCACGGAAGAGUCGGCAGAAGCCAGAGGCACUGGGCGAUUCUCCUUUUCCUAUGCUCUUGGAGAGAACUACAGACCACACUGCAGGGAUGAGAGUGUUAUGUAACUUGGCCAACAAGAGUGUGUGGUUUCGGGCAAAUGAGAUGUGAGGUUUUGGGGUUUGUUUUUUUCAUUUCUGUCUCCUCCCAUGCCUAAAAUGUUUUUUUCCUCCAGAACUUGGGGCUGGAUGUAGUCUCUCAGCCUGUGGCCUGACUCUACCCCUAGAACUGUGGUCACCACUGGUGUGACUUGUCCUAACCGAGUAGAGAGCUGGAGGUCACAUUAACCAGUGGCAUGCCUGUGGAUGCGGAGAGGGGGAGGGGCGGAAUUCCACCUAUUUGGUAGAGACAUAGAAUAUUAAAACGUGAAAUACUGUAAAAUUGAGCUCUGUCAAGCAAAUGGUAAAGGGAAAAGACCAAUGCUUCUUAAAGAUGUGAGGAGUGCUGUGUCCCAAGUACUCCUGCACAUGACUCCUCCCCCCUUGGUAUCUGGUACAUGGGUAACGUUGGUACAGUGAAACCCACUCUCUUCCAUUUUUAUAGUGAAGAAGAAAGUAAUUGCCAUGUCUCAUUUGGAAAUUGAAUGUGGCCUCAGAUUUCUUCUAGUACUUGGUUCCAAUACAUAAUUAUGGUUUCUGUAUAAGAAGGGUAAAUUGGUUAAGUAUCAAGUUUACAGCAAUGUUAUGUAAGAGACCUGCUUUACAGUGUGGUUGCAAAAGAGCCAGGGAAAGGUGACCUCAUUCUCACGGAUUAUGCUCUGCCGCUCUACAAAUGUGUAUUAAAGUGACGCAGCGGUGGGUGACUUCAGUUCUGCAUUGUGGGCUCUAUACCAGUUUAAAUGUUUGUAGUUCCUGCCUGUCAUUCUUCUGUAGGGAUCCAUUGCUGCUUGAUGGCCGUCUCUGCCUUUUAUAGUCACCUGACACUGACCUACCAUCUCUCGCUUGCUUAAAAUCCUGAGGAAAAUGUUCUUGUUUCCUGUUUUGCUGCGUGGGCCUGGGUGGGAUGACUGUUGGCUCUGUUGUGUGUACUCACCAGUUUGUACAUUAUUUGUUGUCCUUUACUACUGUAAACAGUAAAUAUAGUUUGGUAUUCUGUC